GCCCCUCGCCAUGAAGCGGCAGAACCUGCGCACGGCCGCGCUCAUCCUCUGCAUCUUCUCCUACCUGCUGGUGGGCGCCGCCGUCUUCGAUGCGCUGGAGUCGGAGGCGGAGAGCGGCCGCAAGCGGCUGCUGGAGCAGAAGCGCGGGGAGCUGCGGAGGAAGUACCGCUUCUCCGCCGACGACUACCGGGAGCUGGAGCGGCUGGUGCUGCAGGCCGAGCCGCACCGCGCCGGCCGCCAGUGGAAGUUCGCCGGCUCCUUCUACUUCGCCAUCACGGUCAUCACCACCAUCGGCUAUGGACACGCUGCCCCGGGCACGGACGCCGGCAAAGUGUUCUGCAUGUUCUACGCCAUCCUGGGCAUCCCCCUGACGCUGGUCAUGUUCCAGAGCCUGGGCGAGCGCAUGAACACCGUCGUGCGGCUGCUGCUCAAGAAGAUCAAGAAGUGUCUGGGCAUGAGGACAACCCACGUCUCCAUGGAGAACAUGGUCCUCGUGGGCUUUCUGUCCUGCAUGGGCACCCUGUGCAUCGGCGCCGCGGCCUUCUCUUACUUCGAGGGCUGGACUUUCUUCCACGCCUAUUACUACUGCUUCAUCACCCUGACCACGAUCGGCUUCGGGGACUUUGUGGCUCUGCAGAAGAACGAGGCUCUGCAGAAGAAGCCCCCGUACGUGGCUUUCAGCUUCAUGUACAUCCUGGUGGGCCUGACCGUCAUCGGCGCCUUCCUCAACCUGGUGGUGCUGCGGUUCCUGACCAUGAACUCGGAGGACGAGCGCCGGGACGCCGAGGAGCGAGCCUCGCUGAGGAGAGCCCGCAACAACAUCCACCUCAAGCCCAAAGAGGACAGCCGGAGCAGCAACGCCAUUUUUCUCCCCGCGGAGGACAGGACGAGCCAGAUGAACCUGAUCCCGCUGGUGCAGGAGGACGCGGAGAGGCAGCGGCGCCAGUCGGCCAACUCGGCGGCCGCGGUGCCCUCCUUCUGCACGUGCCUGUGCUACAGACCCCAGGUGUGCGGCAGCCCCGCGCCCUCCCACCCCGAGACCCUGAGCUGCCACACCAACCCCGUGUACUACAACUCCAUCUCCUACAAAAUCGACGAGGUGUCCCUGAGCACGCGGGGGCAGACGGGCUCUUCCCCGGGCAGCACUUUGUCGUCCAGCAGCCCUCGCUGCCGGCAGCACCCCCGGCUGCGGAGGAAAUCCAUCUAGGAGCGCGUGCCGGGCUGCGCUCGGCGCUCCCAUCUUACCACGAUGAUAAAUUAAGAACAGAGAUGCCAGGUUCUUCUUACUCUCUCAUUUCUUCUGCUCCUCUCCCCUCUCAGCUGGCAGCCGGCCCCACGCAGGGUCCGGCAGGAGCCUUUAGACCCUGUCGAGAAAUAAGCACUCCUUGCGUGCGGGCACUGAAUGACGUCGUUAGUUCUCCUUUGCUUUUUCCUCCCAAGUAGGUUCAGGCAUUUGGGUGUGGCAAGAGCCCCCCUGGUGUGAAGCCCUGCGAGCUGUAGGUUUGCUUUCCCACCUCCCUGCUCCCCAAAGGGGGCAUUGCUGCUCUCCCCCCCUGCCAAACCUUGGCUGUGGCUGCUGCCAGCACGUGGCUCCUGCUCCAUGGCAUGGGCUGCACUUGCUGAGAGUACCAAAAGCAGGGCCCACGUGAGCCCUGCGGGGCUGGGGACCUUUUAAGCUGUCCCCUGACCGUGGGUGCAGGUAAGUCAGUGCCAUGCAGUAGGUUUGCAGCUGGUGGGUGGGCAGGAGGGAAGGGAGUGUGGUCCUGCAGCUCAGCACGAGGGGAUGGCUUCAUGGAGCUGCAUCUCCCAGUCCUUCAGGCCUGAGCUCAGGUUUGUGGCUGGCUCAGUGCUUCUGGAGGCCCAUGCACUCACCCACUUGCCCCCCAGCACACCGUACCUCUUACACCUGUCUGCCACUGGCAGGUCCGGAGCUGGCUGGUGGGACGCUGUGUCCCACUCGCAGGGGAAGCUGAACUCCUGCAGUCCAGCCCAGCCCAGCCCAGCCCAGCCCUCCUCUGCAGAGCCCACACUGUGCUAAGGGCAGCCCCAGGGAGAGCCUUCCUGAACCAC
Molecule: messenger RNA, 2070 nt
Organism: Empidonax traillii (willow flycatcher)
Lineage: Eukaryota; Metazoa; Chordata; Aves; Passeriformes; Tyrannidae
Gene: KCNK15
Product: potassium two pore domain channel subfamily K member 15
Exons: 2
Coding region: 11-1207 (398 amino acids)
Biological process (GO): potassium ion transmembrane transport; stabilization of membrane potential
Cellular component (GO): membrane
Molecular function (GO): potassium ion leak channel activity
Source: RefSeq, a predicted model, not a curated record